Messenger RNA from Cotesia congregata, 8172 nucleotides. The record is from the annotation of a GenBank genome assembly. Lineage: Eukaryota; Metazoa; Arthropoda; Insecta; Hymenoptera; Braconidae.
AUGGGGACUAGAUCAGCUGCUUAUACGCUAAAGCUUACGAGCUUGCAUGAUUAUUACCAGCGACUACUUCAUGGAACUCAGCCGAUUCCGUCCGGACAGGACAUGGCUAAUACCCUAAAAUAUUUCUCCCAGGCCCUCUUAUCUUUGCUGAAAGAAGUCCGCGAGAUGCCGCUGGAGAUGAUUAAAUCCCAAGAAUUGGAUCCUGAAAGGAUGGUUCUUUAUCCAAGCCUGGAUUAUAAACAACUUUACAAUGCGCUGACCCAGAUUUUGGACGUUGUUUCUUACGUACAUAUUGGAUUAGCAGCAUUCGGACAUGCUUUACUUCAAUGUCUAGCCUGUUUGAUGCCCUUUCUCGAGCAUGAUUUGUUGGACAAUCUUCCUUACCUAACGGCUUCUUCAAUUUCUGUUUUACCGGUCGAGCUUCACCAGGAAAUUGUUAACCAUUUGUGUUUUUACAUUCUUCCCUUUACAAUUACAAGGAAGACACUUGACGAAACAGAAAACUAUGCAAGCCAAUCCAUAUCUGCGGUAAUAAUGAUGGUGUUUCAAUACUCAAGUAAUCCAGCGCACCAUUGUCAGCUUCUAGAAUGUUUAAUGUCCUUAAAAUCGGGAGUAGUCAAGGAUCUUCUGUGUGUAGUUGCCUACGGAACCGCUCCCGCAAGAGCUUCAGCUGCUAAACUUCUAUUUUAUUAUUGGCCCACUUUUAAUCAAAAUCUGUUUGACCGACGGGCGGUAUUAAUGAAAUUUGCCAACGACCUGGCGCCAUUUGUUUGCAAAAGAGACUCUUGCCCUAACGCCGGUAAUGCAGAGGCGGGAAAAGUCUGCUAUGACCACAGAAUCUCAAUAAAGUUCGCAGCUGAAUUACCGGCGCCGCUUUACUUAUGCAUAGAAUGCGCGAAUGAGAUCCACCGCGAACAUCCCAAUCAGAUGUUUUACGACAUCCUGCAUCCCAUGCAGCAAGUUUCGAUGGUUUGCGAGAACAAAAACUGUCGAGCAACGGACAAGUCCGCCAUUAGCGUCUGCUUCUCAAUAGAGUGCGCUAGUUACAACGGAAACCACCCAAUCCGUUACUGUCAACAGUGCCACAAUAUUAGGCACAACAACCGUCGGGGUGGCGACCAUAUUUACCACAUGGCUCUGCCUCAUGUGUCGCAAAUGGACCCGCAAACUCAGACAUACUUGGUCCAAUCAAUCGUCAGCUUGCUCAAGGAGGCAGAACCGCUAAGUAUGGAUAGUAAUCGUGACAACACGGAAAUAAAUACUAAUAAAGGAGGAAUAGGCUUCUCAGGCGGAGUUUCAAUGGGUGGAAGCGGUGCCGGGGGUUAUGGAUCCGGAAGACCUGGUUUGUUUGACCCGUCAACUCUUGAAGAACGCCAGCUUCUAGGUCGGUACGGCGUCUGGCUCCUGGUUGGGCUUUGCACACCCAAAGAAGACACCCCCGUCGAAAUUCUCGGGCGUUUAUUGUCAAUGCUAUUUCAUUGGUUUCAUGUCACUGCGUACUCAUUCGAUGGUACUAAAAAAAGUCUUAUGCACCUUAUCUUUUCUGUUGGCCAAGCCGAAAGUACUCUGGAGAAACUUAAGACAGAGUACGUGUGUGGUUGGCUUUCGGACAUCAUGAAGACUCAUUACACUGUCUUCAUUUCGUGUUUGCUGCCCCAUCCAGCUGAUUACGUUCGCGUUGGCGGCCAUUGGGAAACAUUGGCAUCAAGAACAUCUCACUUGAAAGACGGCCUUAAUAGGCUUUUCUGUUUGGUAAUAACUCCCGAAGUUUGGGACUACGUGAUGCCCCAUUGGAUGGAAGCGAUGGUAAAUGACGUUCCGGAGAACGAAUUGCACGAGCUUAAGAUAAUCCUCUGUAAAAUCCUGGACCCCGAAAUGAGUCCUUUGGGUUUCAACGCGAAAAAGAUGUACAAUUUUGUCGCUAAAAGAUUUUGCAACACAACCGCUAAAGUGCAAGAGCAAGCUCUUAAUUGGCUUCAAACUUUAACAAUGUUGGAGAUCACAAUUCCCUUGACGCAGCUCUUUGCGAUGUUCAGCGACGGAGUAGCGGUUAUGGGCAAGACCAACAGCGCCGAGUUUGACGAAAAGGCGUAUAAAGCCAAGAACACAGAAGAAACCGAGAGCGCCAUCUGCCCUGUAGUGGAAAACGACUCCGGGCAGUCGUCUCCGCUGUCAGAUGACAUGAUACCGACUCCAAGACACAUGGAGUUCACGACCAACGCCGAAUUGAACCUUUCUUGCUGCAUUCUUAUGCUAGACAUCAUUUUGAAACAAAUGGAGCUGCAGGACAUCGACAAACACACAGGUCUGAAUACCUGGGUCUGCAGAGACGCAUGUCAGCUGAUGAAAUGCAUCGUUGCGGCCAAUUGGAACGACUGCCAUGUCUGUAAAACAGACCAAGAAUGCACUUACUGCGAAUCUAGGAUAAUCUGGCACCAGCUGUGCUUCAAAUUAGUCAUCUAUUUGUGUCCCGAAAAUCCAGCAAAUCCUCCGGAUGUCUACAUUGAUGAAUCUGCUGAUGAUCAUGGAAGGAAAAGCCCUCCAGAAUCUUCCAAAAAGUCCGACUCUAAGCCAGAUGUCGUUAUAAACAUGCCAAUGCCAGAGUCGCACUCUGUAGGUGGUGUUCUAGUUCACAUGCCUCACAAGGCUUACUGUGUCAGCGUGUUGAAUCCGUGUUGUUUCCUUUUCUUCGAACAGAUUAUGACUGCCACUGUAGAGACUGUUUCGGAGCAACUGGAUUUAGCAGCCAUCUUGCCGGCGGAGAAGGUUAUGUCCGCUGUAGCGCGAGCUGUUACUUUAUCCGAAAGCGACGUCGCAACAGCGACGGUCAACAUCGACAAGCCGAAUAUAAUCGGCGAAAACGACGAACCGUUGACUCAGAGUCCUGAAAAUGACGCUGACGAUUUCUGGCACACUACCGUCGGAAAGUUCCGUUUUAACUUAGAAGAUCUGCCCGAGCCGCUUCAGUAUAUCCACAAGUUACUAAAAGAAAUAAUGACUGUCGACAAGCCGGACAUUUUGUAUUAUAUGUUACAAUGUCUGAACAUACUAUGUCUGCACGGCGACGCUCUUACUUCAGCAGUAAAAGACCACCAAGGUUUCUUCAUCUGGUCCCAAGAGAACUUGCUGAUUAAAAAUCUUUGGGAAUUGCUGAAUGCAGAGCACUCACACAUCGCCCAAGUAACAGUCCCUCUUUUGCUGCAUUGCAUAACCUUACCCUGCGGAACUGACACCUUCUGGCGGCUAGUUCAGGAAGAGUUCCACAAUUCGGAUUGGCGGGUUAGAUUCGUCGCCGUUGAACGAGUAACAUUAAUCGCGAGAUUCAUGGAUUCUACACCGUUGAAGAACGUAUUGUCACUGCAAGCCGCGUUGGCGAAUGCAUUCUGCUACUUGAUCAGCAGUAUGGACGACGGCAAUGUCUACGUCGCACAAAGAGCAACGCUGAAUCUAGGAACUGUCCACGACGCUGCAGUCCGGUCGUUGAUCAUGUGUUUGGAGACUCAGUUUGAUUCGGUGAUCGUCGACCGGCCAAUGGUGCUCCAAUCACUGUACCAGGUCCACAACAGCCUUAGCGACCGCAGGAUCUUGACUUGGGAGUUCUUCUUGAACAGAUUCGACGCAUUGUUCCUGGAAGCGCAGAUUAGCCUCGAGAAAGUUGGAGACAUAACUUGUCUAAGAGACUUAAGAAACACAGACAUGACCAGCGAGGCGUUUAUGAAGAAGCUUAACCGCGCUCAGGAAGCUCUUUCUCAGUCAGAUGGAAGCGGAACUUCUUCUGUGAAGACACUGAGCGCUAGUUUUGGAACCAAGUGGCCUUACAAACGCACAAUGUCCGCUCCAGCUUCGAUGAUCCCUCGACAGGACACCAAACAAGAAAAAGAAAAAGUUUACAGCCGACAAUACUCAGCGCCAAUUUUAAAACGGAAAAGCUCGAGAUUUGGACUGGGUCAGUUGUUAGGAUCAUCUCAAACUAAUAACAGUUUACCAGAUGGCCACGUUCAUUCGCUGAAUAUGAUAGAAGACACCAGCAACUUGCCAGGAUUGACCUGCAAGAUCGUCGAGUUAGAAGAAGCUGACAAGGAGACUAUGCACUUGUUGGUCUUCCUUUUCAUGCAAUUUUUGUCCAGGCAGGAUCAGGCCUACCCUACCGACGAAAAGACACUCUCGAAAACCCAGGGGAUAGUCCUGAGGCAUUUGUACCUUCUGCUGGGCUACAACCAGACUGAGAGGACCUUCCAUCUCCAGCCUCAGCGCCAGAGGAUAUCUUCAGUGUUCAACGUCUUCAUAUCUAACUUGUCCCAGCUUCUGGAUCAGAACCACGUGAUGGGCUGGGUGAUGAUCCCACCAGUACUGGCCAUUCUUUUGUACUGCCCAUGCCCACCCCAAAGGCUUCCACUUACGGACCAUCAGCCGCCUACUUACAGUCUCUGGUUCCUGGAACCUAACAUCAGGCGCUCUUGGCUUAUGUCUGUUCUUGUCAUUCUUUACAAGUAUGAAUACGGCCAGCAGCCAUGGUGUACUCAAUUGCAGUCGCUAAUAAAGAUAAUCCUAAACACCCUGGACUCUCAGCACCACCAAUGCAAGCGAAUACCCGCUACAGUAGUAAUGCCCGGCCCGCCAUCUCGAUCAAGAGACGUAUCCCAGCCAUCUCUCGGCGCGGACCACGAACUAAUCGGCGUAGUGGGGGAAAUGGACACAGAUAGCCCGCCAAUGCGCACCCAGAUGGUGUCAAUCCACUCCCGCAGCCCAGGAGUUUCUUCCCAAGCCAUGGAAACUCACUGGGAAGAACAGGCUCCGGAUUAUUACAUUAAACACCCAAGCCAUUCAUUCGCGGACGAUCUGGAGUCCGAAUUAGCAGCAAUUCCUGAAAGCCCCAAUUCCGAUACGACUUUGCACAGCAGUGCUGGAUCCCUCGGAGAAUUGGAGGACAGCUCAGCUCUGGCGAGCCGUAGCGCCUCAAUGAUGAUGAUGAUGACCAGGACUUCCAUUCCCGGAGGGUUCCUAUCAAGGUCCGUUGUUCCACAUGACAUUCCUGAGCAUCCCAAGGCCGAAACCAGUCGGCCCACUUGGUUCCUUGGCAAUGAAGAAGAUUCUCAGGCUAGUGGCAAGAAGUGGGGGAUUCAGGAAGGCGUCAAGAUGAUGGUGGCCAGCAGUAUGAUGUCCAGGCAUGAAUCCCAGAGGGUUCCAGUGACCAAAGCUGCUAGCUUGACGGAAAAGAGCCAUGAUUUCGAUAAGAACAAAGCUACAGCUUUGGCUAUCACGACCUCUAACUUUCCUCGAAUUGAGCAGUCUCCAAAAGACAAAAGCCCGAUCCUGAGUAUUCGCACAGACCCUCCAGAAUCUCCAGUUCCAAAGCACUUGGGCCGCCAAAAGAACGUAGAUUACACACCGCCGCUUUCUUUAGCGUCGCCACUGUCUCCGAACCAACUGGCGCCCAGCGACGAUUCAAGUUCACCCGCAGUCAGUUCAAUAUCAUCUUCCCAAGUCACCAGUACGGACAACGGGCAUCAACUAUGGACAGGUCCUGCGUUGGUAACUCCAACAGUAGAACGACUCCUUCCAAUAGGAAACCCCGGAAUGCGUUCAGCAAUCGCAAGAUCAGCCCACAGGUUAAUCCGCGACGACACUUUCGGCUCUCCCGAGUCUCCUUUGUCCAAAAUGGACGUCCUAACCGUCAGCUCUUCAUUCGAGCAAGACAGCGAGACGGGAGCUUCCAGCGACGUUACUAGUCCCAGAAGUAUGUCUCAGCUGGAGUUUCCUAUGCCAGAGCGGCUUUUGCCAAUUGGCGGGAUUCAAGGACAGUGCAUUUCUGGUCUAGUUGAACGAGUCCGUCAGGCUCUAGGCGUUCCAGAGGACGACCAGCUUCCACUGAGUCUCGCUACUGAUCCAGACCGCUCGCCACAGAAGCAAGACAGCACAACGUCAGAGUGUCUCUCCAGCGCAGCUUUGAUUCCAAUCAAUGACCCGCCAAGCCGGUGUGCUAGUCCUCGACGACUCAUCAAGCAAGUGGCUCUGGAGUCGCCUCCUCCCGUCGAAACUGACAAUUUCAGCUUCCAUACCUUCGAGCACGAGCGACGGCACAAGUUUAAUGACUACACUCGAACUCGCGAUCGAAAUCGCCGGGCUUAUAUCGGGUCUAAUCAUCACCAUGCCCUAGGUCAGAGACGCAUGGACUCCUGGACUCCAAACCAGAGCUCCAGUAUGGAUCCUGCAGCUCUUCAAGCUUGCCAUGCUGACUUCAAUCUUAGACAAAGUUCGUUUAGAAUUGGAGACGAGUGCAUCUAUGAUCGCUGCUCAGAAUGCGGGACUAUCAAAGAAGAGUACUCUGAUGAAGAACUAGGACUCUGUAUUAUCACCCUGGGAACUUUUAUCCACCGCGAACCGGCUCUAGCUGCUCCAAUGCUUCCGGAAAUCCUGACCAUUGUUACCAAAGUUGCAUUAAAUGCGAUGUACUCGUGGCAAAACGAGACAAACAUGCACCUACCAGGUGGAGCUAUCAGCGUAGCUCACCAGUUCCUCCGUUGUGUCUUGCACCAAUUGGCGCCCAACGGGAUCUUUGUCCAAAUGUUUCAGACGCAUAUCAAUGAAAACACCCGAAAGCAAUUUUUCAAGAGCGUAACUCAAGCUCUGGUAGACUUCAACGAACUGAACCCAAUUGCACCGAUCCAGUUGUUAUUAGAAACUUUAAACAACAAGAAAUCGCUGCCAGUUGACAACUUGCCGACAAUUCUCCACAAUAUCGCCUGCUAUCUAGACUGCCUUCCCUUGGAAGCAGGUUUAGGCCCCGGAGCUACGACCUGGGGUGGCCUAUUGGCUCAGUUCGAGUCAUUCUUCCGUCGACUAAUCCUCCUGCUUCCCUCUAUAGAAGAUACAACCUCCCUUUUGCGGAUAAUGAUAUCAAUCCUCAAAGUUCCGGGUAUCCAGCAGACAAAGAGCAUCCUGGAGCCGUUCUCCAAGGUCUUGAGCUACUCCAUCCAGCACUGUCACCUCAAGUACUCGUACCUGACAGACCUGUGCCACCUCUGCAACAGAGGCUACCUCAGGGAACGCGACAAGCACUUCUUAGGCCGGACAAUUGUAUUCGAGCUCGUCCAGGCGAUGAAAUUUAAAACUAACAUCCCGGACAACAAUUUCUUGCUGUUGUUGCAAUUCGUGCUUCAAGAUGUCGGUGGUACUCUUCCUUCGACGGUUAAUAUUGAGAAGAGCAUCAACGGAGAAGUUUCUUCGCAGGUUUACAACACUAAUUCUACUGAAACUUUGAGGAACCAAAUGACAGACAUCAUUGACUUCCUCGCUGACGUCCAUUCGCUGAGCAAAAUCAAAAGUUAUAAUAAAGGCUUGCAAGCCGGGUUGAAUGAAGAUACUCUAGGCGGAACGUUGAAGUGUGGAUUCGCCCAGUAUCUAGCUCUAGAAAUCACCAGAGGGAACAACAGGGAGAACAAAGCUGUUGGUCGCUACCUCCCAUGGCUGUACAGCGCGCCAUCUAUGGUUCCUCAGGGAGCGCGCGAGUACGUAGAGUGCAUAGGCCACAUCAGAUUACUGUCCUGGAUCCUUCUUGGUUCUUUAACACACACGGCGAUGAAUGCCGGAAACCAUACGCACACUCACGGACCGCCGAUUCCUGUCGCACAACCUAUUCCUCAAGAAGUGUCAUGUCACGUGGCGGAUCAUGUGCAGGUUAUCUUUUCAGGGUUCCCGGAACAAUCUAAGGCUUCGUUAUGGACAAUUUACUUGGAAGAGCUAUCAAGGUCCAAUGCUGCCAACAGUGAAAGUUACAACGUAACUAUGAAUAUUUUGCUAGAAUUCUGGGGUAAGGUUACCCCAAAUAUUCUUCAGUUGGUAUCAACAUCAAAAGUCUUGGCAGAAAUGGUCAACUUGCACUUCCUGAGCCUACUGGAGGCACUUUUAGAGUGUCAAUCGGUUCUACUGAGCAAACUGUUCCCCCUUUGGAGUCAGAUUUUGUUUUCUCAGCACGUCCAGCUGCCCGGACACUUGCAAAUGCGGUUAAAAAACUGCAGGAACUUUCCACCGACCCGCAUGGCGGACAACUACAUCUCAAACAGGCGCGAGUCUAACGCCAUGUUGUUGCGAUGGUUACGCCGCCUGCAGUUCAGAAUGGGACAGAUAGAGGUCCAGUCGUCUACAGUAACGACCCAGUUUUAUUCUAUAUAA